Messenger RNA from Xyrauchen texanus (razorback sucker), 1811 nucleotides. Its product is annotated as probable E3 SUMO-protein ligase RNF212. The transcript is spliced from 10 exons. Gene Ontology annotation, cellular component: synaptonemal complex. Lineage: Eukaryota; Metazoa; Chordata; Actinopteri; Cypriniformes; Catostomidae. The coding region runs from base 105 to 812 and encodes 235 amino acids. The record is from RefSeq and is a predicted model, not a curated record. Gene Ontology annotation, molecular function: SUMO transferase activity. Gene Ontology annotation, biological process: homologous chromosome pairing at meiosis; protein sumoylation; reciprocal meiotic recombination.
CAAUCAGUUAGAAAUUCCGAGAAAUAUUUUGUUUAGCUAACUAGCGAGUAUACAAUUCACUGUACAGACUACCGAUAUCAGUCUACACAGGCAUUUAAAAGUGGAUGCGAAUAAUGUCAUACUGGAUCUGCUGUAACUCCUGCUUCAUGUCACCUGGAUCUGACCGUCAGCUUGCGGUCACAAACUGUGGUCAUGUCAUCUGUAAUGUUUGCUUUCAAAGAGGAAAGCAAGGAGUGUGUCUCAUUUGCCAAGCAAAAUGUCAGAUCUGCCCACUAUCAGAUAAAAGCAGUUCAGAGGUUCAGGCACUUUUCUCAGAUAUCAACACAGUUGCAGUCAAAUACUCUUCAGAGAUAAGCAAGGUCUCACAAUUCCAGGCAAGACACCUGAAAAGAUUAAUGGCCCACAAUCAGCAGAAGAUGGAGAGAAUGAAGGAGGCUGGACUGAAAAUGCAGCAAGAGAUGCAGAAGAUGUCCAAAAAAAUUGCAGAACAGAAUGCCUACAUAUCAAAAUUAGAGAUGACUCUUCAACAACAAAGUUCUCGUCUGACACCACAGUCUAACCGAGAUUUCCAUUCAGCAAAUCACUUGAGAUCAGCGCCCUCAGUGACAAAAUUGUAUUCUUCUCCACUUUCAAUGUCACCAAAGAUAUGCACGACUAGCUUAGAUGUAGGCAUAGAAGUUGACACCAGAGGGCUCUCUCAAAAGGUACACUUUGCAUAUUUUCUGUAUAUUUUUCCAUGUGUGAUCGAUGAAUUAUACCUAAUUGAGCUUAUGUGUUGUAUAAGCUACUCUGCCCUGCCUUUACUGAACUAAACCUCUCUUUCUCCAUCUAGCAAGAUUUAUUGAGUAGAAUUAGUCUCAUAAGCCCACCACAGAAUGGCUGCAUAGGUUUGUCAACACUAUAUAUAUAUAUAUAUAUAUAUACACAAAAGGAUACAUUUGUUGUAUUAAAUUCUAUUUUUAUUUUAGAUUCCUCUUUAAAAAUUGUUGGUACUAGAGCUUAAAAUACACACUCAUUUCACAACAUCAAAGAUCCAUUCAUGCCGUCUAGUUUGUUCUGCAAUGAAUGGUUUCCUCCAUUUAGGUACUGUUCCUCACAGAGCAUCAAGUCAGAGCACUAUGGGUAGCCAUUCAAUGCCGUUCAGUGCCACUGUCAGGUAUUUCUUACCCAUAAGAAUGACUCUACUGUCUUGUAUCUUGGAAAACCAUUCUAUCUUAGUAUGGAUGAAUGGAGUAACACGAGAAGUAUCUCUUGCAGUAGGAAAUUCUCUAGUGGUCUACGGGACCCUGUGAUGAGUCCAUCCCAUAAUGUGGCCUACCGUAGGGAAUCACCAUGGGAAACGCCUGUAUUCAAACUGCCCUUGGCCUACAAAUACCCCUCUGUGUCCUCCCUGGGACCCCCGACAUGACAUAACAUCCAGUCCAAAAGCAAUACAGCUUAUCACAUUCAAAACACUAUUUUCUGUCUCAAAGCUGUUCAUUUUCGUCUGGCUUUGCAAUGAUGCACAGCAGCAGAUAUUAGAGUAAAAGACAUUAGGCUAAUUACUACAUCAUCUACAUGAGUGCGAAUACACAUGUGCUAACCUGUAAUAGAUUCUCUUUUGAUUAUAUCUGCCUCAUUGUGGAAAGCAAUGGACAUCCGUGUUCUUGUUUUCAUAAAUGUUUCUAUGUACAUGAUUUGUUUGUAAGUGUGAAAUUUAAUAUGCCAUUUUGCGCAUGACUCACAUUGUCAGCAGCGUGUGCUGUUAAUCAAAUACAACAUGUUCUCUUCAGAGUGUUCUGUAACGUGCUAAUGCUGUUUCCCCAAGGUGU